Messenger RNA from Capronia coronata CBS 617.96, 1260 nucleotides. RefSeq lists its product as uncharacterized. The coding region runs from base 1 to 1260 and encodes 419 amino acids. The record is from RefSeq and is a predicted model, not a curated record. NCBI's taxonomy places the organism in Eukaryota, Fungi, Ascomycota, Eurotiomycetes, Chaetothyriales, Herpotrichiellaceae. The transcript has 2 exons.
AUGGUCGCAUUCGGUCCGUUGUCAGCCUUGCUGGAGCGACAAGCUGCCGGCGCUCCUCAUUACAAACAUGAAUCCAACACUGCGAAUCUCAUGGCGAUCAACGGAACCUUUUGCGGCGUCGCUCUCGUCACGGUAGUGCUGAGAAUGUAUGUCAGGAUAUUCAUGCUCAAGAGCGUGGGGACAGAUGACUAUGUCAUGGUCGCAGCAAUGGUUUUGUCUCUCGCCGUUCUCGCCUGCUUCUCCGGAGAAGCUGCUGCGGGCGGCUUAGGCCACCAUCCCGCUCUUGUCGACCCCGCGGAUUGGUCUCUCUUUUUGCAUUGGCGAUAUUUCCAUUCGCUCAUCAUCAUGUUUGGAAUCAGUCUGGUCAAGAUCUCGGUAGCCUGCUUUCUGCGCAGGCUUGUGCCGAACAAGAACUACCAUCGCUUUCUUCUGGGCUCGAUCGUCUUCCUGAUCGCCUUCACGCUCUCAUGUGCUGGGACGUUGAUCUUCAAUUGUGGCACCAACGUCUCCGCCAACUGGGACCUCGAACUACGAGUAAACGGCAAGGCCAAAUGCUUCAGCAACACCACCUAUACCAACAUCGGCAUUUUCAACAGCAGUAUCCAAAUUGCCACCGACGUCCUCUUCGCGCUCCUUCCUGUUCCAAUCGUCUGGAAAUUGCAGGCCAACCUUCGUACCAAAAUCACUCUGGUCGGGAUUCUUGGCCUGGGUCUUUUCGCCUGUGCUGCAAGUAUAGUCAAAACAGUUCUCCAGGCCAAUGCACUCUUCAAUGCUGACUGGACAUUCCAUGACUCUUUCUUCAUGUGGAACAAUAUUGAGUUCAACAUUGGUAUCCUGGCUGCAUCUCUACCUUCGCUUCGACCUUUGUUCGUCAAGCUUCUUGGGGCUUCUCAGAGAUUCACCUCAAGCAACGGCCGUAACGGCCAGUCCUAUGGCAAGUAUGAUGCGGAUGGGCUGGCAUAUCGAAAGACCAAAUCAAACGUGCGGAACACUGGGAACCCCGGCAGGGAAUAUUACGAAUUCGGCUCCCGGCAAUCGACAGAGCUGGGAGAGCUACGCAGAGGUGCUAGUGUGCGUGCCUUUGGAGAGGACCCCAGUAAGAUGGCAGGAGUUACUAGCACAGUGACGGCAGGCGACGAUGACAGUGAUAAGAUCAUGCUCGACCAAGAUUUUCAUGCGGUCGGAAUUGACAAGGAUUGGACGAAACCUGCUGGCUCGGGCAUCACGAAGACGACGACUGUACAAAUUGCACGGUAUUAA